Trichoplax adhaerens is the source of this 1734-nucleotide messenger RNA. RefSeq lists its product as uncharacterized. The transcript is spliced from 12 exons. Gene Ontology annotation, molecular function: protein binding. Bases 1 to 1734 code for a protein of 577 amino acids. The record is from RefSeq and is a predicted model, not a curated record. Lineage: Eukaryota; Metazoa; Placozoa; Uniplacotomia; Trichoplacea; Trichoplacidae.
AUGGAUACAAGAAGCGAUUGUACUGAAUAUAGUUCUGAUAUUCCACCGUGUAUUCUAGACGGCAAAUGGAUGACGACAGAUUGUGGAGUUGUUCUUCAGCAUAAUGUGAGUAUUUUAUACCAAGAUUCAUCGCAACGGGAUUCAUCUGAACGUUUAUAUCCAGCUUUCAAGUAUUUUACCGAGAAUGAACAAUGUCAGAAAUCGUUUGAUCUGUUAAAGUCAGUCAAAGGUCGUGUAGAAGACAGCAUUAAAAAUUUUCUGGGCACCAACUUUACGUAUUCUCCUCAACCCUUACCGAAUGAUCGUUUAUCUUCCGACGAGAAUUUUCGCCAGUCAGAACAAAGUAAAAUCGGUGAUGAAAUUGCUGGAGCUUUCACUUGGACGGGGGCUGCCGUCGUUACUAAUGCAUUGAUGCAGCAUACAUCCAAAAACGAUGAGCGAACAUCGCUAUCACUUUCUGCUAUAGCUUUUUGUAGAGUUCUACAUGCUCUUGGCAGUCUUUCACCUGGUAGGGCAGCGACACUUUCUGUCCUACCGGCAAAUAUUCCAACAAGUUUAUCCAGUGACGAUCAAGAAUCUUCGAAAUCAACAAGUAAUCUUGGCGAUAAAAAGCUGACGGAUUCUUUAGAGGCAGCUAUGCGAAAAUUUUCCUCAUCCAUGAAGAACUCUUCUGCUGCAAGUCAAAAUGCUCUAGCAAUACUGUUGCAACGAAGUGGUCAACAUAAAAAGGCUGUAGAAUUUUUUAGGGAAUCUAGUAGCCAAGGUUACAGUAAAGCCCAGUAUAACAUGGGCUUGUGCUACCAUCAUGGCUACGGGGUUGGAAGAAAUAUUGAAAUGGCUGUUGAUUUUUACGAAAGAGCAGCAUUGCAAGGUCAUCCAUUAGCCCAGUAUAAUUAUGGAAUUCAUCUAAUGGAAAAUGGUAACAGCCAGCAAAGUAUGACACAGGGCAUAAAACUCUUGAAAGAUUCUGCUGGCCAAGGAAUUGCUUCUGCUCAAUACUAUCUUGGGCAGUAUUAUUUGAAACGAAGAAAUUACAAAGGAAACGAUGAACUUGCUGUUAAAUAUUUUAAAAUGGCUGCAGAUCAAUUGGUAACUAUUAGUAUGCUGAGAAAUUCCUCUCAAUUGACUCUGACCUAUAUAUUUGUCGCUAAUCUUAUGUUUAAGGACGUUAAAGCGCAAUAUUACCUUGCUAUCUGUUAUGAAAAAGGUGUUGGUGUAGAAGUUGACUUAACCGAAGCAAGAAAGUUGUAUGAGACAUGCGUUGAUAGCGGAUAUGUGCGAGCUAUAACCAAUCUUGGUAAAUACUAUGAAAAUGGUCUUGGAGGUCUGAAAGUAGAUAAAGCAAAAGCUAUAUCAUUAUAUAGGAAAGCAACUUGCGCUGGUAGUCAUAAAGCGAAAAGUAGACUAGAAGACCUGCGGAAGGAAGAGUGCCGGCAGAAAGUGUCGGAAAAUGGUUAUUUAAGUAAGGAAGCAACUCUUAGUGAAGAAAUCGAUAAACGUUUAACUGGGACGUUUUUCCCAGCCAUGAUAAAUGAUAAAGAUCUGCCUUCGCGCCCAGUCGUCCGGUUCGCUCCUACGCGACGACAAGGUAGUCUGAUGACUGAAACUUCGUCAUCUGAAUCUGAUCCCGAAGACGUAGCGUCGUCGUAUAACAGCAACGUAGGACCCUUAGCACUUUCUGCGCUGUUUACUAGCAGUAAAGCUCAGGGCACAUUAGCGUUUGAGCACCCUUAA